Molecule: messenger RNA, 1019 nt
Organism: Cercocebus atys (sooty mangabey)
Lineage: Eukaryota; Metazoa; Chordata; Mammalia; Primates; Cercopithecidae
Product: serine/threonine-protein kinase Nek11-like
Exons: 3
Coding region: 34-306 (90 amino acids)
Source: RefSeq, a predicted model, not a curated record
AGAAAGUUGACCGACACAAAGACCAUUCCCAGCAUGGCUGCAGACGUGUCCCCAGGACCAACAAUUUUCAACAGUGUGAUGGCCAGGACCAAGAUGAAACGCAUGAGGGAAUCAGCCAUGCAGAAGCUGGGGACAGAAGUAUUUGAAGAGGUCUAUAAUUACCUCAAGAGAGCAAGGCAUCAGAAUGCUAGCGAAGCAGAGAUCCGGGAGCGUUUGGAAAAAGUGGUGCCUCGAGCCAGCGACUGUUUUGAAGUGGACCAGCUCCUGUACUUUGAAGAGCAGUUGCUGAUCAUGAUGGGAAAAUAACCUACUCUCCAGAACCAUCUCUAGGCAACAGUCAAAAAGAAGCAGGAGUUCAAGUGGACAAAUGUAUGUGAAAAUUCAUUUCACAUAGAAGCUGAACUCUAUUAUGGGGAAUGGAUACAAAAGCGGAGCUCCCAUAUUGACUUUCAAUUCCUCGUCAGAAGUACUGGCUUCUGUAGAGAGCAGUGAGCAUGGCUGCCUGUGCUUGGAGUCAUAAGUGUUAUUUGGACUAUACCCUGAGAUAAGCUUGUAGAUCAAGUUUGGCUCUCUUGUAAAGCAUUUCUCUCAUGUGCGCCCUCAGGGCUUCCAGCAGAAUUGAGUCACCUUGACAAUGACCUGGGAGAAGCCAUGUGCUCUUCAUCAUUUUCAGCUGGAGGACAGAGCUCAGUGCCUGACUGCCUAGGGUCUCGGGGACUGUGGGCAGCCAGCCAGUGAAGGUCACUGGACCCUAGCCUACAACAUGCUGAGCUGCAGCCCAGAAGCCAGACAUAUCUGUCUUAGCUGACCUGUUUUUGGUCCACUUUUGCCCUUCCAUGACUAACAAGGAAGAAAUGUAUGUAUUUCAUACACACACAAGGACCUGGAUUAAAAAUCCAAAGAGUGAUUCUCUUCUAUGAUUUAUUUCAAACUCAUCCAUAGAUAAUUCAAGAUUUGUAUUCAAAAUAAACAUAGUUUUCACAGUUACAAAAUAAAUCACCUAUUUUAUCUUUUCCUUA